AUGAACGAAGCAGGUCUCGAUUGGAGGAUAAAUCGAGUGGAAAAGUCGUCGUUCUUCUUGAAUAGAGACAUCGAGACCCUAAUCAACAAUGUGGAGACAGCUGUAAUCAACGAGUUGGAAGGAGGAAAUCGACAAGCAGCCAUGAAGCGACUGAAGGUGCCUCCAUUGACUGAGAAGCAACAUUCUGGAACCACUUUUUCACUCGGCUUUUUCCUUGGCGUCUUCGCUGUCCUGGGUAUUGUAAUUAUCCUUUCUUGGUACAGCUUUACCGCCCGACCGCAUGAGCCAAAAUGGGUGGCUGUUCGACUAUUCCGAGGCUUCUUCCUGUUCUUCCUGAGCGUAUGGUUAUGUGGACUGAAUAUGUAUGGGUGGGCAGCGGCCGGCGUGAAUCAUGUGCUCAUCUUCGAGAUGGACCCUCGCAAUCAUCUGACAUAUCAGACGGUGAUGCAGUUGGCCUCCUUCAUGCUGAUGUUAUGGGCACUAUGCGUUCUCGGAUACUUAUAUGCACAUACUGUGGGGCUACCGCCAUUCCUCUUCCCACUUGUUCUGAUGUUCAUCUGCGUUGUUUUCCUUCUAAAUCCCUUCAACAAACCAGAGAAUGUUUUCUACAGGAAUAGUCGAUUCUGGCUUCUGAAGCAUUGUUUCAACUGUUUUACCGCUCCAUUCCACUUUGUUACCUUCACCGAUUUCUGGCUCGGCGAUCAAAUGAAUUCGCUGGCCACAUGCUUUUUGGAUCUCCAAUAUUUUAUUUGCUUCUACGCGACUGAAGUCGACUACUCUAACUUCAAAUUUGAGGCCCGGACCCUGAACGUGACAGACGGAGUUGUGCCCUGGGGCUAUGUGGACAUAAACACUGGGCAAGAUAUGUGUGCUUCAUUCUCGUGGAUAAGGAUUAUAGUGACUGCCAUCCCUGCCACGGUCCGUUUCCUUCAAUGUUUGCGACGUUAUCGCGACACUCAUAGAUGGCAUCCGCAUCUUGUCAACGCAGGAAAAUAUGCUACAACGUACUUGGUUGUGACCAGCAACUCCCUUAACAAAUGGGCCGAGACUCAACUGCCCGAUUAUGGCUACGUCUUUUUCUACUUCUGGGUAAUUUCAUACGUAAUUUCCUUCACGUACACCUUCCUGUGGGACGUUUUUAUGGAUUGGGGUCUCAUAGAUCCAAGAGCUCCUAAAGAAGCGCCGUUGCUCAGAGAAGAAAUGAUCUACGGCAGUAAAUGGUACUACUACUUUGCCAUUGUAGAAGACUUUAUCCUCCGACUGUCAUGGGUAAUGAACGUUUCCCUGGCCGAAGCAUGGAUGCUGCAUGGAGAUCUGCUGAUGUGCAUAAUGAGUCCAUUGGAAGUAUUCCGAAGAUUUGUUUGGAAUUACCUUCGACUAGAGAAUGAACAUGUCAAUAACUGCGGUCAAUUCCGUGCCGUUCGUGAUAUUUCGGUGAAGCCAAUCAGGAAGGGAGACCUCGACUCUCUCUUGUCCAAGAUGGAUCAAAUGGAUGGAGUUACCCAUCGAGGACAGGAUCUGCAGGAACGAGUCAAGAAACAGAAAAAGGCCGCCCGUGAGAAGCGUCAGAUUCUAAAGCGCAAUAGAAUCGCUCGGAUAGCUCUCCCCAUCCAUCCCAGUGCCACUACUGGUCAACUAGUCGAAACAGCUCACUGA
Molecule: messenger RNA, 1656 nt
Organism: Bursaphelenchus xylophilus (pine wood nematode)
Lineage: Eukaryota; Metazoa; Nematoda; Chromadorea; Rhabditida; Aphelenchoididae
Source: the annotation of a GenBank genome assembly